Molecule: messenger RNA, 4100 nt
Organism: Calidris pugnax (ruff)
Lineage: Eukaryota; Metazoa; Chordata; Aves; Charadriiformes; Scolopacidae
Gene: LRRC28
Product: leucine rich repeat containing 28
Exons: 10
Coding region: 188-1291 (367 amino acids)
Molecular function (GO): protein binding
Source: RefSeq, a predicted model, not a curated record
GGCCGAGGUCUCGCGCGGCUGCGGCCCGCCCCGCCUCCCCCGGGCUGGUUGGGCCGCCGGUGGCGCCCGGCGGAGCCGAUCGGAGGCGAUCGCGGCCGGUCGCCGCUCCCCGCUGCAGUGGCGCCGAAAUGGGUCUGCUUUCAGAAGAUGCAAUGCACUAGAUGUGGUGCUUGGAACAGGAUUAGUCAUGGCAUCAGAACUAUGUAAAACAAUCUCUGAGGCAAAGCUGGAAAAGCACAAGAACUUGUUCUUAAAUUACCGAAAUCUCCAUCAUUUUCCUUUGGAGUUACUGAAAGAUGAGGGGCUGCAGUACUUGGAGAGACUUUAUAUGAAAAGAAAUUCCCUGACCACAUUGCCAGAAAACCUUGCACAGAAGCUUCCAAACCUCGUGGAAUUGUACCUCCAUUCAAAUAACAUAGUUGUUGUACCUGAAGCCAUUGGCUCCCUCGUUAAACUGCAGUUUCUGGACCUAAGUGAUAAUGCCCUGGAAAUUGUGUGUCCAGAGAUUGGCCGCCUGAGAUCUUUACGUCAUCUUCGCUUGGCUAACAACCAGCUGAAAUAUUUACCUGCAGAGGUUGGAGACCUGAGGGAGCUGCAGACGCUGGAUAUUUCAACCAAUCGUUUGAUAACGUUACCCGAAAGGCUGCACAUGUGCCUCUCGCUGCAGUACUUGACUGCAGACCGAAACCACCUGUGGUAUGUUCCCCGCCACCUGUGCCAACUACCAAGCCUCAAUGAGCUCUCCAUGGCUGGAAACCGCCUUGCAUUUUUGCCACUGGAUUUAGGUCGUUCUCGGGAGCUACAAUAUGUUUAUGUGGAUAACAAUAUUCAUCUGAAAGGCCUCCCAUCGUAUCUGUAUAAUAAAGUCAUUGGUUGCAGUGGUUGUGGUUCUCCGAUUCAAGUUUCAGAGGUGAAACUGCUUUCUUUCUCAUCGGGCCAGUUAACGGUGUUCCUGCCAGCAGAGGUGAAAUCUAUAGGGACAGAAACAGAUCAUGUGCUGCCUUUGCAAGAACUGGCCAUGAGGACCCUCUAUAACACCUACUACAGGUUUUUAAAAGAUUUGAACUUUCUGACUCCAAUCUCACUACCCAAAAGCCUGUUGGAAUUGCUGCACUGUCCCUUGGGACACUGCCACCGCUGCAGCCAGCCUAUGUUUACCAUUGUCUACCCAAAGCUCUUUCCCUUGAGGGAAACUCCAAUGGCAGGAUUGCAUCAAGGGAGGACAACUGUUAGUUUUGUGGCAUACUGCUGCUCCACCCAGUGUCUGCAGACUUUUGACCUACUGAGUUGAUAAACAUUUAAAACUACUCAGGAGUGCUGCCAGUUUAAAGCUGCAUUCGACGUUGUAUCCCGUUGGUACUGGAAUACUGUGUGUGUGCGCCUGUGCCAAAGCAGCAGAAGUGCCCAGUUGGGAACACUAAGAGGCACUUAAAUCCUGCCCUAUCGAAUUGGGAUGAACUGCAGAAACUUCUCGGAAGUGUAAAUACCAAGCUUUUAAAAGUAUUAACUUCUCUCUCCUCCAAGACAGCGUACAAACCAAACAAAUUCGCAAGCUCUGACUUCAGGAUUUCCAGUGUUUUUCAGAUGUGGGUGUCUUCAGGUUCAGCCCUUGCAUCAUUCGAGGCAGAUUUCAUAAAAAUGAAAAGGUCCAGUUAUGGCAAACCAGGUUUUACAUAUUACCCCACUGCCUAUCCUCAUCCCCUCUACAGCUGGAUUCAGGUAUAUAAAUCUAACCUACAGAAACCAUAGAGGAUCCCAGUGACUUUCCCAUGGAAUUUAGCUUUAUUUUCUCCCCCUCAUAAUAUUUUCCCUAGCAGAGUUAUCCCAGUUACAUACCAGGUCUUGGACAGUUAACUGUGCUAUUUAAAUCCACAUAUUAAAAGCAGAUAUUUCUUUCUGGUAUCAUUAGGAGGCACAGUGAUUUAAUUGGAGUAACUAGGAUGUCUGGAGAUUAAAGAUGCUGUUUCAGUAAGGAAGGCUGGUACUGAUGGCUGCAGUGAGGGGUCUUGCUCCAGCCUGUUUGAGGGUGUGUUUUCUUUAUUUUCACUGCUUGAGUUUUUUUAUUUUCAAAAACACUUCCCCUUUUGCUUCUUUGAGUUCUUCAGGAAGAAGGUAACUUUUAAGUACAAAUUUCACUUGAAAAAACCAAAACACCCUACUAAUAUGAUAGUAAAUAUUUAUCUAUAUUUAUUUUAUAUUUUUACAAUUGCAGACCAGAGGUCUGCAAAGACUUGGUUUUCAUCUUUUUCUAGAUUCAGCAUUUGGCUGAUUUGUGAACGUGUGUCAGUGGACUGUGUUAACCUCGGAGAAGGCUGGAAAUGCCGGGGGGAGGUCUGUGUGUCUCCUUCUUACAGGUAUAUAUGCAUACAUAGAGAUCUUCACAGAAGGGCUCUAACAUUUGUUUUCGUAUAUUAAUGGCAGAUUUAGCACAAAUUUUCACUCACUAUCAUAUUUGUGGGAAUCUUUUUUUUGUUAGACCUUGUUAAUUUUAAGUAAAGGACAAAGGGUAGAAAAAAAAGGCCCAAAAUGUCUGCACAACUUAAAUUUUAAUUUUACCCUGAAUAUAUAAUAUAUACAAAAAUAUAUACAAAAUUAGCCCCACUUGACUUGUUUUUGGAAUAUAUAAUUAUUUUUUAAUACGAUGUGUUCUUUUUUUUUUUUUUACUUUCUAUUUCUUGGGUAUAAGCUACUUGUUGAUUUAGCACAGUGUGCUACUCUGUGCAGUAGGUAGUUACAAGCUGAAAUAAAUAUGAAUGAAACAGUUUGUUAUAAAAAUGGCAAGAUAAAGAGACUUAUUUGGUAGUAUAUUAACAUAUGUUGUGGUGAGGUGUGCAUACUUUGAAGGGAGGAGGCAUUAAAAUGUUUUCCUUUUGCCAAAGAAGCAGUUGUUCCCACUGCAGGCUUCCUGGCAUUUCUUCAAUAAAUAGAGUAUCUUAAGAGCUUAAGAGAGUACCAAAAAGGCAGUUUUUGACGGUAGAAUUUUUAGGUUGUGCAUGUUACUUGUAAAACCUUUGCUGGUUUUAUCGGGUUGGUUUUAGAGAGUUGAAUUAGCAUCAAGAAAUGUAGAACUUAAUCCUUCAGGAAUGCAAGUAUCAUCUACUGUUUAAGAAUUGUGAAACUUUCUAAAAUAAAUCCCAUUUAUUAAAUCUGCUUUGCAGUAGGGGAAAGAGCCAUGUCCAAGCAGGCUUUAUACUAUUGGGUUUCUGUCAUUUCACUGAUUUUUUUUUUUUAUUAUUAUUUUUUUUUUUUCAAUGUUGGUAUCCCCAACAGGCCUUCCCACCCAGCGGGGUUUGUAGCUGAAGCAGCAAAAUGAAUCGUCAGCUUUUUUUCUUUCUCUUCAGUACUAGGCAGUUGAGAUGUAAAUUGUCCAGGUACAAUUACACCUAUAUCAGAAAUGUGUGAGUGUAGUACAGAAUCCAUUUUUUUAAUGGAUAAGAAAACUAUGGUAGUGUUACAAAUAGUGAUAUUUUGAUACAAUACUCUGAUCAGGAAUUUUCAGUAUUAUUUUUACUGUGGCUUCCUCUGUCUUUGAAGGAGAUGUUUUGUUGGAAGCUUUUGUCCUCUUUUUAUAGCAACUUACAGACUUCAAAACACAGUUUAUUUCUGAAUUCAAGCUGUAAAAGUUGUUUUGGGGUUAAUUCUCUUGAUCAGCUAAAGACAUUGACAUUUGUUUUAUUAAGAGUCUGAUGGUAAGAGUGGAGCUUGAGUUUUGUAUUAUUAUUUAUUUUUUAUUUUCUUUCUUCUUCCCAUAAUCUAAUUAUUUUUAUUGAGUUCUUAUCAAUCUCUUUAUUAUUGUCUACAAGUGCAGUUCAGAAGAAAUUUAGUCUGUUCCAUAAGCAGGAUGAAUCUUAACUAACAUUUUAAUAGAUGAUAUUUCAAGAAUGGAAUGUUCAAUGAAUAAAUGACUUAAACACGCAAUUGAAGCUGAAAUGUCAUACCCUAUUUUUGUAAAACGAGGAAGAGGGAAGCCAAUAUAUAGACUGAAAAUGCAGCUUAAAUUCAUGUUUCUCUGAUGUUUUUUUUUAUACGAACAGUGUUUGUAUUCAUCUGUAUCUUUGGGUGAUAUUGUUCUAGAUUAAAAUAACUCCAUUCUCACUUGU